Molecule: messenger RNA, 1789 nt
Organism: Anolis carolinensis (green anole)
Lineage: Eukaryota; Metazoa; Chordata; Lepidosauria; Squamata; Anolidae
Gene: tldc2
Product: TBC/LysM-associated domain containing 2
Exons: 8
Coding region: 336-1001 (221 amino acids)
Biological process (GO): response to oxidative stress
Cellular component (GO): nucleus
Source: RefSeq, a predicted model, not a curated record
GUCAGUAGCCUGCAUUUCUGUUUUCCAACCUCUUGGAUGGAAGCAGCAAAAGACCUGAUGGAGGUCCAAUGUGGUCAAGACCUUUUGGCUGCCUUUGGCAUAGGUCUUUCCUAGGAGUGCUUUAUAAGAACUCUUCCAAGCAACCCUGUUCAGACCAAUGUGACAACAGCAGUACUUAGUAAUAAGAGAGCCUGCUUACAGAGAAGCAAUAAAACACGCAGUAUUUAUAAGGGAGUGUUCUCCAGCGUCUAUUGGCAACACCUGCUCUCCGCUCUCCUGCUUCCUUGCUGUCUGCUUCUCCUGUUUUGGCCUCACGCUGGAGGAUCACCAAGAAGAUGAAAACUCCACGGCGAUAUCACGGCUACAUUCUUCUGCCCAACCUGUUAGAAGAACCACUGUCUCUAGAGUCAGAAGAUUCAUCUGAAGAGGAAGAGGACCCAGUCAGGACAAGCCCAGAUGACCCAGCCUUGUUCACAGAAGAAUUUCAUCAGCCUGUGCUGAAUGGACAAAGCAACAUCAUGCACUUAGAUCAAAUACAGAAGCUUGCACCACACUUGCCUGUACGAGUGACAGGACACCCGUGGAACCUCAUCUACUGUACCGCACGGGAUGGGUUUAGCCUGAAGUCUAUGUAUCGGAGCAUGAGUGACUUGGCUUCCCCCGUGUUAUUGGUUAUCAGAGAUACUGAUGGCCAGAUAUUUGGUGCCUUUUCUUCCACAGCCAUUCAUGUCAGCAGCUGCUUCUAUGGCAAUGGAGAAAAUUUUCUCUUCUCCUUCACUCCACAACUGAAGGUAUUUAAAUGGACAGGUAAAAAUACCUUCUUCAUGAAAGGAGAUGCAGAUGCUCUGGCAAUUGGUGGAGGCAGUGGCAAAUUUGGAUUGUGGCUAGAUGGGGAUCUUAACCAUGGAGGAAGUCAUCCUUGUGAGACAUUCAACAAUGAGGCUCUAUCUCCUAAAGAGGAAUUCCUCAUCCAAGACUUGGAAGUUUGGGCACUCUCUUAAACCAAAGGGAAAAAAUGUAUCAAGCUUCCCAUAGUGUGGACAUGAGUACAAUGGGAUCAAGAUUUAACAAAGCAUUCCUCUUGGUGUGGAUUCACAACUUCCCUUCAACGGAGCAUAAACCUGUCGCAGAUUUCCCGUCUAUAAAUUGACCGGGAAGAAAAUAUCAAAACAUCCCACUAAUGUUCUCAGUUAUUCCCUUCUGAAAUACUCCCCCCUCCUCAAGUCAGAAAUGCUAUUUUCCAGUGUUAUGCUCCUAGAAAGAUGAGCUAGGUGGGUUGCUUCAGUGCCUUAAACUUGCUAUUUGGUCUAUUCAUUCCAGCAUAAGGAUGACUGAUAAUCUGCACAAAAUCAAGAAAAGAAUUUCUAAUACUUACGUUGUAAACUAUACAAAAUAUUGUCACCCUUUAUUGGAGGAAGAGCCUGGACUGUUCAUUGCCAUACAUGUUACCUACCUUACUGAGGUGCAGAUCAAGCUAUCAAAGAAUGGACUAAACUUCCCAUUAUUAUUUUUGCUAUUAUGUACCUUCAUGUUGAUACUGUAGUUCUCUUGACAAAGCUUUAUUCAAUGAGGUUCACCACUAUCCUUAAUUGUAUAUAGCUCUCCCUUUACUCUUCCUGAUUCUAUUAAGAGUGGCAGAAAAAUACAGUAUCCUGUGAUUACUCUAUACAGGCAUUAGAAUGUGAAAGCUCUGGUCAAGUUUUCUUAGAGAAGUUUUCUCUAGUUGUGUAAAAACAUGCCUCUGUUGCUCAACAAAUUAAACUCAUAGCAUAAUGCUAUCACUGAAGAA